GGAAGCGGCCAUAACCAUGGUGCUGACCCCUACUGUGGAAGGGGAGGAUGUCGUUUGGAAGCUGGGUGUCAGGGUGUAUCCUGAUUUGUCGGUGACUAAAAGCUAUCGGCAAAUGAUGCUACUGAUCCACCCCGACAAGAACGACGGCAGCACCCGGAGCAGCGAGGCCAGCAAGGUGCUCUUGUCCGUUUGGGAGAAGUUCGUGUCAUGGAAUCCGGCCCUGCGGAAAAGUUCAGCGAAGCUCUGUCGUCUGCGCGCCCUGAAUAGCUUCGAGAAGGAUCUUCGUGAUGUUCUGCAGAAGGAUUCGGGGAGUGGGCCGAGCAGGGGCUCUCCUUCCAGUGCCGAGGACUCUGCUGCAGCACCUCCCGGCCGUGAUGUUCCUCCGACCGAGGCUCCUGGCUCCUCAUCUUCGAGCGCUCCUCCGGCGCAUCACGAGGCUGGCGCUCCUCUUUUGCGGGAUUGGUUGACGGGUUGCACCUCGCAGGACAGUGGCUUCAUGGAUCACGAGGACCCCGACAUGCACGGCGAGAGCUCCUUGGGUUGGGCCCCGGCGGACUUGCACUUCGAAGGCUGCCGGCUUCGUUGGGAGGCCGUGUCCGAGGAGCUCUACUGGCUCCGACAGAGGGCCGUCAGGAUCCGCGGCAAGGUGGGCUACGUGCCGGUGCUCGAACGUGAGGGUCAAGGCCUGCCCGGCAUCGGCAAGCUCCCACCGCUUCCCGAGCAAGACGGCAAGCGCAAGAGAAACCAGGACGAGCUGGAGGCGGCGGUCGCGAAGAGAGACGAGGCGAUCUCCAAGCUCCCGAAGGUUUUACUAAUGGCUGGCGAAAGUGGUCAUGGUGGGCGAGGACUGCCCGUUCCUUUCGAGUUACGUCGAGGCUUCGGCGGCAGCUUUGCCAACUGGAGCUCUCGCACCCUGAGCGCGGUCUUCGAUGACAAUGAGACGGACAUCCCGGAGGUGGCCCGGAUCCAAGGCUUGGAGGGCAAGGUUCGCCGAGCGCAUCGGCUCAUCUGGCGCAACCUGCCCGAGGUGAGCCGUGCUUGGUUGGAAGGGGGCAGUGGAGGCCCCGUCGCUUUCUUUGCCUACGCGGACUGGGAGCGCAAGGUCCUGCAGAGCAUGGCGGCCGCUGCCGGCGCAUCCUUGCUGGCCUUGGAGCACGAUGGCGUGUGCGCUCUUUCGGAGGCCAAGGACCGUGUCUUGCAGGCUGCGGCUGAUCUCGGAGUUCAGGUGGCCGCUAAGCCGGUCCCGAAUGCCGUCGAGUUUGCUGCCGCUGAGCAUCCCGACUUCGACUGGAAGCUCUCGUCCAGCUCGGCUGGCGCCCGUCUCCAGGAAGGCCUCGACGUGCUCGGAGGCUGCCACUUUUUCGGGAGAGGGUCGUUCAAGGGCUCGGGUGGAGUCGCGGCUCUUGCAUCGCGGCCCGCAGCUGGCGCCUUUUUGGCCUUGGAACAGCUCGGCAUUAUUAAUUCCAAGCCGGAUGAAGGGCAGCUUGCUGCAGGAGUGUUCUCGAAAACCGUUUGGAUGUCUGAGCUGAAGCAGGUCCCUCCUCUGCGCCUGUAG
Molecule: messenger RNA, 1555 nt
Organism: Symbiodinium sp. CCMP2592
Lineage: Eukaryota; Dinophyceae; Suessiales; Symbiodiniaceae
Source: the annotation of a GenBank genome assembly